Molecule: messenger RNA, 1398 nt
Organism: Rubroshorea leprosula
Lineage: Eukaryota; Viridiplantae; Streptophyta; Magnoliopsida; Malvales; Dipterocarpaceae
Source: the annotation of a GenBank genome assembly
CUAAAAAAUAUUACAAACUAAGAAAGAUUAUUAAACAAAAAUAUGUGAGUACCUUACUAUCCCUUUUGUUCUCAGGUUUUAGCCAAAUAUUAAAAUUUAGCAUGAAAUCAUUACACCCUAAGCUUACAAACACACUUAUGACCUUGUGCGUUUCUGCUCUUCUUCUCCCCUGCAGCUCCCGAAAGCCCCCAAGCUGCCGACUUCCAUACUUGAAAGAAAAAUCGAUCUGCUCUGCUCUUCCGCCCCUGUCCGCGAGCUGCAGCUUGUUGUGCGAAUUUCUGGGCAUUUUUCUGCCCGUGAGUUUCCCCUGCACUUCCCGCCGGCUCCUCCCCAAACUGCAGCUCCGGUUUUUGCUGCUAAAUCCUAGUUUCACAUCGUUCUGUCAGUUUAGCAUUGAGAUUGAGUCUUCGGUUUUAUGCGAGUGAAUUUCUAUGUUAUGCGAUUUGAGGUAAGUAAAUUUAUGGUAAUGUCCGUACAGUUUUUAAAAACAUGAUUUGACUUGUUUUUGAAGUGGUGGUGGGACUAACCCGUUUUAUACAAAAGUAAGUAUGAUUGAUUUGAAGUAAAAUUUUUAUGUUUUUCAUUAAAUUGAGCAUGCUUUCUUGAAAUUUAAUUGAUUGUCCUGAUGAUUUGAAAGUGAUUGGUGAAUUAUGGUUUUUCUGUUAACUUUUGGCUGUUUUGUCUCCGAUGUGGUUAUGUUAUUAGUGACUCUACUAGUUGGGGAGUUUAUAAACGCUAGCAUAUGUCGACAUGUUAUUGAUAGAACCGGUUCGUUCGAGUGACCCUGUUAGUGGGGUUUAUACACCAGCAAAUAGUGCGCCUGCCAGUGGGUGGUUUAUAACACUGGCCAUGACUUAUAGAGGAGACGUCUAUUUCGUUCCCAUACUGUAUCCGUUUUUCGUGAUCAUACUUGUUGGCAUGCUAUAAGUUUAAUUAAGGGCUAUUCAUAUUUUACGUACUGAGUUUAUUUCAUAGUUUUUCCUUGUCCACCAUUUCAAGAAGCGAAACCGAGGACAGGGAAACCACAGGAAGUGACAAGUUAAAAGGCUAGCCAUUUGGAGAUUGAUAUAGAUUUUAGAAAUAAAUCAUGUUUUUGUAAGAUAGAUUUUACCUUGAAAUUUUAUGGUAUCAAAACAGAUUUUAUGAGAGUAGAUUUUUGCGAUAUGAUUUAAGUUAUUGGAUUGUCAGAUGCGAAUUGGAUAAGUUCCGAACCUUGUGCAUUUGUGGGACCCUCUCAUGAGUGUACGGCGUUUGUUACGCCUUGGAUUUGGGUUUUGGGGCGUGACACCUCAAUUACACAUGUUUUUUAAAUUUUGUUUUAUAAUUCUUUUCUUGUACUUUUGGUGUAAACUAACCACUAUAAUAUGGUUUAGUCAAAAAUAAAAUUCACGAAAAUAC